This is a messenger RNA of Trichomonas vaginalis G3, 1323 nucleotides long. Its product is annotated as TATA box-binding protein-associated factor RNA polymerase I subunit b family. The coding region runs from base 1 to 1323 and encodes 440 amino acids. Gene Ontology annotation, cellular component: RNA polymerase I core factor complex; RNA polymerase transcription factor SL1 complex. NCBI's taxonomy places the organism in Eukaryota, Parabasalia, Trichomonadida, Trichomonadidae. The record is from RefSeq and is a predicted model, not a curated record. Gene Ontology annotation, molecular function: RNA polymerase I core promoter sequence-specific DNA binding. Gene Ontology annotation, biological process: nucleolar large rRNA transcription by RNA polymerase I; RNA polymerase I preinitiation complex assembly. The transcript has a single exon.
AUGUCUUUUGGGUAUUCUAGGACCAACACAUACAGCCAAGAAUACAGGACAUCUGUAGGUGAAUCAGAGAAGGCAUUUCAAUGUCCUAACUGUCAGCGAUAUAAAGUUACAAAACGUGAAGAUGGUACAUACAUUUGUAACCAUUGUAAUUUUAUUGCUGACAUUCACGAAACUUAUGAAGAUGUUGAUAUGGUUGGAACACAGGCAGAUAGUACAACAAGAUCUUUUCGUAUUUCUCAAGCUUCUCAAGUUGAUGAACAAAGAAUUAACAAAGUUGUCAUUGCUGAAGCUUUGCAAUUAAUGCUAGCAACUGAAGUAGUUUAUGUCGAAAAGCUUUUGGGUAUAAGUAUUUCAGCUGAAGUUUACAACGUAUUAAAUGCUUAUCCAGGAUUACUUAGAUAUCCUGUUUCAGACACGACAUUUCCAAAAAUACCACUAAUUGUUCUUAGUGGCAUACUUAGUAAAGGCAUACCAGUUACUCAUUUCGAUAUGAUUCAUUGGAUUACAACAGGAAAGAUACCAUAUCGUUAUCCAUUAGAUUAUUUACCAAAUUCGUUUGUCCAGAGAUUGUCUACUGCAGAGCAAAAGGUUUUAAAUCCAAAAAUUAUUAAUCUACAAUAUUUUACUGUAGAAUUAUCACAUUACGUCAAAGAAAAAUUACUCCCUCUUCCAAAUAUUAACUUGACACUAUGGAGGAUAGCUUCUUUUUUAAGAUUACCAGAAGAAUCAUUUAUAGAGUUUUGUACUGCUCUUUCUAAAUCAAAAAGAAUUGUAACGAUACCAGAAAUGAACUUCGCGUUUGGUCGCGUCUCAGUUGAGCAAAAAUGGUUCAAAAUUACGACAUUUAUUAGAACAGCUUAUGCAGCUCCUUUGGCGCUUGCUUUUUAUGCACUUUGCCUUAUCUACAGACUUGAUGGAACUAACUGGAUGCAUCCUACGUUCAAGCACACAGGAUUUCCAAGUUUUUCGGAGAUUUCAAAAUAUAUUCUCCAAAAUGACAGAGUUAUACCUGCAUUUCCUACUGUUAGUACAGAUGUUCCAGUUCUACACGCAGAUCUCAUGAAACGCUUGGAAAACGCCGAAUCUCUUCAAACAGAGAUUUAUCCAAUAAUUGUAAACGAAAAAGAAGGACUUGGAGAAGAAUGUGAGAUCCCAUUCGAAGACAUGACACUCGAAGAUCUCUCCAAUGACAAGAGAUUGAUAUUAAGAUAUUUAAGUGAUUCGUUUGGCGUCAGUCAGUUAUUGAUUUUACAACAGUUCAAUAAAAUCGCCAAAAAGAGAUAUGGGUUUGUUCCAUCAAGAAGUCCGAAAAAUAUUAAUUAA